Dendronephthya gigantea is the source of this 5567-nucleotide messenger RNA. RefSeq names its product cubilin-like. The coding region runs from base 92 to 4873 and encodes 1593 amino acids. The record is from RefSeq and is a predicted model, not a curated record. NCBI's taxonomy places the organism in Eukaryota, Metazoa, Cnidaria, Anthozoa, Malacalcyonacea, Nephtheidae. The transcript has 30 exons.
CUGAUCAACAAUGGCCUAAGACAUAUUUGAGAUAAUUCUUGUUUUACACUUUUAAACAAAAAGCAAGGUCUAAAGAAAACAGAUUGAAGUGAUGUUUCUUUUCAAGCCAACUAAACUUCUUUUUUGCCUCGUAUUCAUUCUAGGCUCCACUACGGAUUGUCAAGCAAUACAUUAUACACUACCUAAGCAAGUCUUGUGCGGGCAGAGCCAUUUGUAUACUCCUGGUAGACUCAAAAGUCCUGGAUAUCCCAAUCCAUACCCGAACAACUUGGACUGCAAUUGGACAAUUUCUGCAAAUGGCGGAAAGCAUAUUUUCAUCCAGUUUUUUAAUUUCUCGCUGGAAGAUAACCCAAGGUGUGCAUAUGAUUAUUUGGAGGUUUAUGACGGUGAUUCCGUGCAUUCAACGAGACUGGGACGAUAUUGUGGAUACCAAUUACCAGGAAAUCUAACAUCUUCUGGUUCUAAUCUGUUUAUCGUAUUUCGCAGCGAUAAAAAUGUGGAAUAUAAUGGAUUCUCUUUUACUUAUUCCGACACAAUUGAUCAAUGCGGACAAAGUCACCUUUAUUCUCCUGGUACACUAAAAAGUCCUCUUUAUCCCAAUCUAUACCCCAACAACGUUGACUGCAAAUGGAUUGUUUCAAGUAACAACGAUAAACACAUUCUUCUGCAGUUCUCAUAUUUCUCGCUGGAAGGAAGUUCCAGUUGUGUGUUUGAUUAUUUGGAGGUUUAUGACGGUGAUUCCGUGAAUUCAACGAGACUAGGGCGAUAUUGCGGCGAACAAUUACCGGAAAAUCUGAGAUCUUCUGGCUCAAAUUUCUUUAUCGUAUUUCACACGGACGGUAGUGAUAAAAGAAAUGGCUUUGUUUUUAAUUAUACCGACACAAAUGAUUCAUGCGGCCACUCUCACCUUAACACACCUGGUGCACUCAGAAGUCCUCAAUACCCGAAUUUAUACCCCAACAACUUGGAUUGCAAAUGGACGAUUUCUAGCACUGACGGAAAACCAAUUCUCCUCCAGUUUUCGCAUUUCUCGUUGGAAGGUUACGCUGGGUGUAAAUAUGAUUAUUUGGACAUUUAUGACGGUAAUUCCGCGAAUGCAAGAAGAUUGGGGCGAUAUUGUGGAGAUCAUUUGCCUGGAAAUCUUCAAUCAUCGGGCUCCAAUUUUUUCAUCGUAUUUCACACGGACAGCAGUAGGCGAAGAAGUGGAUUUGUUUUUUACUAUGCUGAAGUUUCAUGCGGCGACUCUCACAUUUACACUCCUGGUACGCUUAAAAGUCCUGGAUAUCCCAAUUUAUAUCCGAACAGCAUGGACUGUGAAUGGACAAUUUCUAGCACUCAAGGAAGGCCUAUUCUCAUUCAGUUUUUGAAUUUCUCGUUGGAAAGUGAAGCAGGGUGCGGAUAUGAUUAUUUGGAAGUUUAUGACGGUGAUUCCAGGGGCGCAAAAAGACUGGGGCGAUAUUGUGGACUACAAUCACCAAGAAAUCUGACAUCAUCUGGCUCUAAAUUCUUUAUCGUAUUUCACACGGACGGCAGCGAGCGAAGAAGUGGAUUUGUUUUUUAUUAUACUGACACGACUGUUUCAUGCGGCGAGUCCCACCUUUACACUCCUGGAACACUAAAAAGUCCUGGAUAUCCCAAUUUAUACCCCAACGACAUGGAUUGUGAAUGGACAAUUUCUAGCACUCACGGAAAACCGAUUCUCCUCCAGUUUUCGAAUUUCUCGUUGGAAAGAGGAUAUGAUUUUUUAAACAUUUAUGACGGUGAUUCGGCGGAUGCAAGAAGACUUGGGAGAUACGAUGGAGAUGAGUUGCCAGGAAAUCUGCAAUCAUCCGGCUCCAAUAUUUUCAUCACAUUUCACGCGGACGGUAGUGGGCGAAGAAGCGGAUUUGUUUUCAAUUAUACCGAAGUGGCAGUUUCAUGCGGCGACUCUCACCUUUACACUCCUGGUACGCUUAAAAGUCCUGGAUAUCCCAAUUUAUACCCCAACGACAUGGAUUGUGAAUGGACAAUUUCUAGCACUCACGGAAAAUCGAUUUUCCUGCAGUUUUCGAAGUUCUCGUUGGAAAGUGAAUAUGAUUUUUUGAACAUUUAUGACGGUGAUUCGGCGGAUGCAAGACGGCUGGGGAGAUACGAUGGAGAUGAGUUGCCAGGAAAUCUGCAAUCAUCCGGCUCCAAUAUUUUCAUCACAUUUCACACGGACGGUAGUGGGCGAAGAAGCGGAUUUGUUUUUAAUUAUACCGAAGUGGCAGUUUCAUGCGGCGACUCUCACCUUUAUACUCCUGGUACGCUUAAAAGUCCUGGAUAUCCAAACUUAUACCCGAACAGCAUGGAUUGUGAAUGGACAAUUUCUAGCACUCACGGAAAACAGAUUCUCCUCCAGUUUUCAAAUUUCUCGUUGGAAAGUCGAUUUGAUUUUUUGUACAUUUAUGACGGUGAUUCGGCGGAUGCAAAAAGACUGGGGAGAUAUGAUGGAGAUCAGUUGCCUGGAAAUCUGCAAUCAUCCGGUUCCAAUGUUUUCAUCGUAUUUCACACCGACGGUAGUGGGCGAAGAAGCGGAUUUGUUUUUAAUUAUACCGAAGUUCCAGUUUCAUGCGGCGACUCUCACCUUUACACUCCUGGUACGCUUAAAAGUCCUGGAUAUCCCAAUUUAUACCCCAACAACAUGGAUUGUGAAUGGACAAUUUCUAGCACUAACGGAAAACUGAUUCUCCUUCACUUCUCGCAUUUCUUGUUGGAAAGUGGUUAUGAUUUUUUGUACAUUUAUGACGGUGAUUCGGCGGAUGCAAGAAGACUGGGGAGAUAUGACGGAGAUCAGUUGCCGGGAAAUCUGGAAUCAUCCGGCUCCAAUGUUUUCAUCGUAUUUCAAACCGACGGUAGUGGGCAAAGAAGCGGAUUUGUUUUUAAUUAUACUGAAGAAUGCGGGGAAAAUCACCUGUAUGCUCCUGGCACACUUAAAAGUCCUUUUUAUCCAAAUCUAUACCCCAACAACGUAGACUGCAAUUGGACUAUUUCAAGCGGGAAUGAAAGACACGUUCUUCUUCAGUUCUCGUUUUUUUCGUUGGAAUUUGACUCAACGUGUUUAGCUGAUUAUUUGGAGGUUUACGACGGUGACUCCUUGAAUUCAACAAGUCUGGGGCGAUACUGUGGCUCCCAGGUACCAAGAAAUCUGGUAUCAUCUGGGUCCAAAUUUCUAAUAGUGUUUCACACAGACCAUAGUUUUCGAGAAAAGGGAUUUGUUUUCAGUUAUACCGACACAAGUGGUUUAUGCGGCGACCGCAUUUCUUUGCUUACCCCUGGUAUAUUCAAAAGUCCAGGAUAUCCCUAUUCAUACCCUGACAACUUGGACUGCGAAUGGAGAAUUUUUAGUGGCAACAGAAAACCAAUUCUCCUUCAUUUUUUGCAUUUCGAGAUGGAACGUAGCUAUGAUUGUGCAGCUGAUUAUUUAGCCGUUUAUGACGUUGAAAAUUUCAGUGCAAAAAGACUGGGACGAUAUUGUGGAGAUCAGUUACCAAGGAAUCUGACAGCAUCCGGCUCUUAUUUGUCCAUCGUAUUUCACACGAACGGUAGACAGGGAAGAAGUGGAUUUGUUUUUCAGUAUGUCGAAACAAACGGUGUGUGCGGAGCGAUUCAACUGUAUACUCCUGGCACACUGGAAAGUCCAGGAUAUCCGAAUUUAUAUCCCAAUUACCUGAACUGCGAGUGGACAAUUUAUAACGCUGACGGAAUUUCGGAUAUUCUCCUCCAUUUUGUUCAUUUCUCGCUGGAAAGUUGUGAAUAUGAAUAUCUGGAGGUUUAUAACGAUGAUUUAAAGGGUGCAAGAAGACUAAUGGGGCGAUAUUGUGGAGAUCAGUUACCUAAAGAUUUGAAAUCAAGUUCCCAUUUAUUCAUCAAAUUUCACACGAACGGCAAUUGGGGAAGAAGUGGUGGAUUUAUCCUGAAUUAUACCAGCACAAAUUAUUCAUGCGGAGAAACGUACCUGUAUACUCCUGGCACCCUCAAAAGCCCUGAUUUAUACUCUAGGAACGUAGACUGUGUAUGGAGAAUUUUUAACGUGUAUGGGACGCCUAUUUUCCUCGAAUUUUUGCAUUUAUCGACGAAAACUAGCCGGUGUGGAUAUGAAUAUUUGGAUGUUUAUGACGGUGAUUCUAUUAAAUCAGCAAAACUGGGGCGAUAUUAUGGCGGCCAAUUCCCAAUGUUUCUGUUAUCAUCUGGCCCGAGUUUAUCUAUCGUAUAUCACAGGGAUAGUAUAUAUAAGGAGCGAUGUGGGUUUGCGUUUCGUUAUGCAAACGUAAGCGAUUCAUGUGGAAAAACACAUCUGCAAACGCCUGGGACACUCAAAUUUGACGAUUCUGCUUUAAUGUCCCUGAGCCUUAAGAUGGACUGCGUAUGGACAAUAUUUAGCACUGCUGGGUCGCAUAUUCUCCUCCAAUUUUCGCAAUUCUCGCUGAGAAGUAGUGAUGAGUGUAACUAUGAGCAUUUGACCGUUUAUGACGGUCAUUUCUUCAUGCGGUAUUGUGGAGACAAAUUGCCUGGAGAACUGGUAUCAUCUGGACUAAAUCUGACCAUCGUAUUUCACACGGAUAAUUUCUGGCCAGGAAGUGAAUUUGUCUUAAAAGUCUCCGACGCAAAUGAAAAAUCCAAAGGCGGAACUAAGUGGUAUAUAUUUGCAAUAACCGCUGGAGCUGGACUCCUCUUUGGCCUUUUCAUUGCAUGUAUGCUGGCGUGUUAUCGUCGUCGAAGGUUCAACCGAAUUUUAUAUCACCAAUUGCCAAACACCAUGCAUGAACUAGAUGAUAUUAACCUUCUACAAAGCGACAACGAACCAGAGAGUGCUGCACAAGACGGGAAUAACUACACUUAUGUUGAUAUCUAAAUAACUCAAUACUGUAGAGCGAUAUAAUCGAUAUCGAAUCUAGGAAUAAUAAGGCAAUUUUUCUCCCAUCAGCAACACUUAGUCUUAAAAGAACUAGUUAAAUACGGGUACAAUCUACACGGGUUAGAACAAGGCGUAUAGAAGAUAUAUAGCAUUAUGAAACGUCAAUAAACAUGCAAUUAGGUGUAUGAUCAAAGUGGAUGAACUUAGGAUUGGGGUAUUCUUAUUUGAACUCAGAGUGAUAAGCUGGUAUCACCGAGCUUAUCAUGUGAUAACCUGUUUUUCACAUACAUAUGCCUUUAUUCAGUUCAGGAUUUAAAUUUGGCACACAUCGAGAAAAACAUGGCUUGUGACUUCAAAGUUAUCCUCUUGAAUUGUCGUACUAAAGUUCUUAAUUUAGGUUUUUACUCAGAAACUUUGCCUUUAUUGCCACAGUUCAUGCACUAUGACUGAUGAUCCAGUACAUUUUUAUAUAGGUUCGCGAAAACGAUCGUAAACCAAACAUAACAAAUUCUGUAAUUUACGAAUGCAUUCAGAGCAAUACAUUUAAUUUGUGUAGCUAGCUGCAGAGCAUUAAUUUUGUAAAAAAUUAUGAUUUUCUGCAGAACUCAUUAGUAACAAUCUACCCGUCACUAUAGUUUUGAAAUCAGUUCUCGAUUCAACAUGACUAAUGUAUCAUAAUAAUUGUUGAAGA